Molecule: messenger RNA, 4151 nt
Organism: Hylaeus volcanicus
Lineage: Eukaryota; Metazoa; Arthropoda; Insecta; Hymenoptera; Colletidae
Exons: 18
Coding region: 1007-3559 (850 amino acids)
Biological process (GO): sensory perception of smell; detection of chemical stimulus involved in sensory perception of smell
Cellular component (GO): plasma membrane
Molecular function (GO): odorant binding; olfactory receptor activity
Source: RefSeq, a predicted model, not a curated record
AGCUUGCACCAACCAAGUUGAACUAGCUUUGUGCUUAGAAAUUCUGGGAUCUUGUGUCCCAGCAUUAGUUGACUCUCUUGUCACGUUAAUAUUCAACUUCGAGGAAGCCAAUUUGAACUCCUUUGCUCUUAGCAUCUUCGAGUAACCACUUUAGCGAACAAUUUUACUUCUGCUACUCACACCUUACCACGAGUAUCGUCAUCUUCCACUUAUAUUUCCCAUAUAUCCACAAUGAAAUAACUAAAAUACCUAGAAUAUGUAUAAAUCUAAUAAUGAGUAAUCUAAACGAUAGACACUAGCGCACAUUGCACCUGAUUUUUGAAUUGUCACAAUUUUCUGCCACUGCGUGUACCGUAUCACUCUGCUCCGAAUGCCGCACCGAGCAUGAGUGAAAUACUACUCGGUAGACAUUCUUCUAUAGAAAGAACAUAAAAGAAACCCGCAACCUUGUGGUUUCACCCUUCGCGUACCUACAAAGUUGCAAAGAUUCAUCCCCCCCCCACAUAGUAAUUUCCGUUCCCCCCUUUCUCCGUCCUCGUGCGGCGACUGAUCAAUCGACAUGCGUUGCAUCGCUUUUUUUUUUGUAAUUACAUCGAAAAUGAGACGUAUAAGAAAAUGACAAGGCUCGGGAGGGAGGGUAGAUAAGAAAAUGAUAGACCCAGCGAAAAUAGACAAGUGUCCUUACAAUUUUAAUAUUUUAAACACGAUCCUAGCUAUGCUACGUUCGCAGAUCUCAAUCAUUCGACGGGAGAUAAGCCACCGAUGAAUAUUUCAAUCGGUCAUCAAAGUCCUUUUACUUUCUAAAGAAAUGUACUACCGCGCAGAGAGCGAAUACUUCUCGCGUGAUUCCCGAACGGAAUACGUCAUUGAAACUGUCAUAUAUAGUACCCCACUGUACAACUAAAUUGCUCGUGGCAUCGUAGAGCAUUGACUUCCUCGUCGAUUGCCACAUUGUCGCGAGGAAUCAAUUGACGUAAAGGAUAUUAAAAGAAUUAGCUAGGGAAGAAUGACGGCCACUGUGUUUAAUAGCAAUGACAGCAGUUUAGACGAGAAUCCACUUUAUAAAAAGAUUAUGAAGGAUUUGACGACCGUCGGACUGCAUCCUAAUCAAAACAAUCAACUCAGCAGAAUUCGUUUUGCGAUAUUGUUGAGCGGCAUAUUGACCAUGUUGAUUCCAAUUGGGAUACAAGUGUUCACAUCGAUACUCGCAAAGGAUAUCGAUGGAGUGAUGUACGCUAUACCUAUUAUGAACACGGACCUGGUUUCGCUGAUAAAGGGAGUGACCCUCAACUCCAACAGGGAACAAGUAAUUACUCGGUCUGCCGCGAAAGGGAAUUUUUCCACUUUAGAAAUAACAAUGACGAAAUCAAAUGUAUUACAGUUUAAAGAAAUGUACAACCUUGUGGCAGAAGAGUGGGUGUCGUUGAAGUCCAAGGAUGAAAUUCGCACUCUGGAAAGCAUAACCCGCAGAGGAACUCAACUUGCCAAUCUGUACAGAGCUGGUAUCAUAGUUUGCUGUCUAACGCUCGCCGUGGUCCCACUGAUUUACCCCCUUCUGGACAUGGUUCUACCGCGAAAUGAAACUCGACUACGUCAACAAAUGUUUGAACUGAAUUAUUUGGUAGACGGUGACGAAUACUUCUAUCCGAUAUACUUUCACCUGAUGUGUACCUUCACUAUAGUGUGCGUACUACUUUACACCGUCGAUUGUCAGUACAUGGUCUUCUCCCACCACGCCUGCGGAUUGUUCGCCAUAUGCGGGUAUCAAAUUCAACGAGCAACAGAAAGUGUUGGUGCAAACACUAAGGAUGCUGCUACGAACAAGGCCAUAUAUCAAGAGUUCAAGGACUGCAUGGUAUUUCACCAAAAAGCGAUCAAGUUUUACGAUUUCAUGAAUCAAAUGAACCGGAUAGGAUACUUGCUCACUAUUGGGCUAAAUAUGCUCUGCAUUAGUGUCACAGCUGUUCAACUGGUUAUGUAUAUCGAUCAACCGGCGGAGUUUCUCAAAAUUUUUAUUUUUCUCCUUGGCCAAAAGUAUCACUUGUUCUUCAUCAGUCUCCCUGGACAGAGAAUGAUGGAUUACAGUUUGGGAUUAGCUGAGAAUCUAUAUAGCUCCAAUUGGUACGACACACCGGUGUCAGUGCAAAAAAUACUUUACACGAUGCAAGUAAGAUGCAGUAUACCGUGUACGUUCAGUGCAGGGGGGUUGUACGACAUGAACAUGGAGAACUUUGGAAUGAUAAUUAAGACCUGCGUGUCGUAUUUUACGAUGUUGACGUCGUGGUCAAAACUUCCGCUUUCUUUAACGUUGACACCCAACAGACUCCUCACCAAUUACGCUCAAGUUCGUAAUAUUUCAUCAGUGUUUCAGAGCAACGACAGGUUAAUGGACAAUCCAUAUUAUACUAGGGCGUUGAAGGAUCUAAUAAUAAUAGGACAGCAUCCAUAUCAAAGCGACCGGGUCCGCAGAUUUUGUUUCUUCGUGAUGCUAUUCAUCAUAACGAGCUUUCUAAUUCCAAUCUGGAUACAAGUGUUCACAUCGAUACUCGCGAGGGACAUCGACGGAGUAAUGUACGUUAUACCAGCCAUGAACACGGAUAUAGUUUCGGUGAUAAAAUUAGUGAGCCUCAACGCCAACAAAGAACAAUUCAAGGAAAUGUAUAAUCUUGUGACGGAGGAAUGGGAGUCGUUGAAGACCAAAGAUGAAGUACAAACUCUGGCGAACGCUACACGGAGAGGAAACGAACUUGCUAGCGUGUACAGAAUCAGUAUCAUAGUGUGUGCUACACUGGUUAUCGUGGUCCCACUGAUAUGUCCAUUUCUGGAUAUCAUUCUACCUCGAAACGAAUCACGAAUACGACAACAGUCAUUCGUGUUGAAUUACAUGGUGGACGGGGACAAAUACUUUUAUCAUAUAUACGUUCACUCGUUUUUCUGCGUGGCUGCUGUUGGUAUAACAUUUUACACAAUCGAUUGUCAGUACAUGAUCUUCAGUCACCACGCCUGCGGAUUGUUCGCGUUAUGCGGGUAUCAAAUUCAACGAGCAACAGAAACUUUCAGUUCAGACGCUAAAGGCGCUGUCGUGAAGAGGGCCACGUACCAAGACUUCAAGAACUGCAUGCUCUUUCACCAAAAAGCUAUCAAGUUUUACGAGUUCAUGAAUGACUUAAACCGAAUAGGCUACUUACUUAUAAUCGGGCUCAACAUGCUCUGCAUAAGUGUCACAGCUGUUCAACUGAUUAUGUACAUCAACCAACCGACGGAGUUCAUCAAAGUACUCGUUUUCCUGGGUGCCCAGAAAUUUCACUUGUUCUUCAUCAGUCUGCCUGGGCAAAGAAUGAUGGAUUACAGUUUAGGAUUAGCCGAAAAUGUAUACGGCUCCAAUUGGUACGAGACACCAGUGAGAAUACAAAAAAUAUGUUACAUGAUGCAAAUAAGAUGCAGCCUGCCGUGCACGUUUACCGCAGGAGGAUUGUAUGACAUGAACAUGGAGAACUUUGGAAUGAUUAUUAAAACCUGCAUGUCAUACUUUACGAUGUUGGUGUCAGUAAGAGAAUAGCUUGUGACUGCUACUGGGAAACCUGCUCGGAGUGAUUGGAACAUCGAUAUAUUAGAUUUUUGUACGUAAGGUUUACUUAGGUUACAGAGAUCGCCAUUACCGCGGUAGAAGAAAGCAAUAGACCUAAAUACAACACUUGAAAAUAAAAGUUCUUUUUCAUUGGUUCUCUGGUUUCUCGAUAAAUGAUGUUACCGAUUUUCACGAUUACCGCACAGUAAGCGAGCACGCAACGUCUAGAAAGUCUAGAUAAACUCCCAGUGAUCUCUUCUACGCGUCGCGUUCCACUUCAUUUCACAUACGAAAGAAAGAGAAACAGGAAAAGUAUUCCUUAUCAUACCAUUUUAGUAAUUGUCGGUACGAACGAAUAUACAAUCGUUCCGACUCCACGCGUAACCUGAUAAAUGAAUUAUUAUAGUUCGUUGCGUUGACUUUUCUUUUCCGCUACGCCUAUCACAAAAUCCCACGAUAUGUACCAAGUAAAUAAAAAUACGUAACACUGAAGUACAUGUAUACAAAUUAUUAUCGUGGAUACCCAUUCUCCUGGUUUAUUACCCGUCGUAACGAAUACCACACGAAGAAAUGAGUCGGACUA